GUUCAAAUGCACGGUCAAAGAUGAUCUCAAGCAAGUCAUGUAUAUAAAGGCUUGCAAUAGGAUUAGUUGUAUAUCCUCACAAUGUGGUUUGGCUUGAAGAAUAAGAUGAAUAGCACAGCCAAAAAAUGGAAGAGCCUUAGCGGCCAAAAUCAUUGGGAGGGUUUGUUGGACCCUCUCAACAUUGAUCUUCGCCGGUACAUAAUUCAUUAUGGUGAAAUGACUCAAGCUACAUACGAUGCUUUUGAUGCAGAGAAGGUAUCAAGGUUUGCAGGAAGCAGCCGAUAUGCAAAGAAGAAUUUCUUCCCAAAGGUGUUUCUGGAGAACGGCAAUCCUUUCAAAUAUACCGUGACAAAGUUCUUCUAUGCAACAUCAUCAAUCAAAGUCCCCGAAGCAUUUAUCAUAAAAUCCUUGUCGAGGGAGGCAUGGAGCAAGGAAUCAAACUGGAUAGGGUAUGUUGCAGUUGCCACAGACGAAGGGAAGGCCCUUUUAGGGAGGAGGGAUAUUGUGAUUGCUUGGAGAGGAACAGUGGAGACCCUGGAAUGGAUAGAUGAUUUAGAAUCUGAUUGGGUUUCAGCUUCCAAAAUACUUGGAGCUGAGGGUCAUGAUCAUCCUAAGGUGCAUCAAGGUUGGUAUUCCAUCUACACUUCUGAUGACUCUCGUUCGCACUUCAAUAAGACUAGUGCCAGAAACCAGGUUCUUGGUGAGAUUAGGAGACUGGUGGAAGAAUUCAAGAACGAGGAAAUCAGCAUAACUGUAGUUGGCCACAGCUUGGGUGCAGCACUCGCAACUCUAAAUGCAAUUGACAUAGUUGCCAACGGAUUCAACAGGCCAAAACACCAUCAACACAAAAGUUGCCCGGUGACGGCAUUCGUAUUCGGCAGCCCUCGUGUGGGAGAUUCGGAUUUCAAGAAAGUGUUCUCCGGACAUAAAGAUCUUCGAGCCUUGCGCAUCCGUAAUUCUCCGGAUUUUGUUCCCAACUAUCCAUUAAUAGGGUACUCGGAUGUGGGAGAAGAGCUGAAAAUUGAUACCACAAAAUCGAACUUCUUGAAGAGUGGAAAUCAGGGAAAUUGGCAUAACUUGGAGGGUUACCUGCAUGGAGUGGCAGGGACGCAAGGGAGUAAAGGGAGGUUUAAGUUGGUGGUUCAUCGUGAUAUUGCACUAGUGAAUAAGACCAUGGAUGGUUUGAAGGAGGAGUAUCUUAUUCCGGCAUCAUGGCGGUGUGUGCAGAACAAGGGUAUGCUUCAACAGCCCGAUGGUUCUUGGAAAUUGAUUGAUCAUGAGCCUGAUAAUUGAAUGUUUUUAGAAGUAAUUAUUAGAUAGUCAUAAUAGUACGGGUUGUUGUGAUAUCCCAUAUGAUAAAGAUAAG
This is a messenger RNA of Juglans regia (Persian walnut), 1366 nucleotides long. Its product is annotated as phospholipase A1-IIgamma-like. The record is from RefSeq and is a predicted model, not a curated record. Lineage: Eukaryota; Viridiplantae; Streptophyta; Magnoliopsida; Fagales; Juglandaceae. The transcript is spliced from 2 exons. Gene Ontology annotation, biological process: lipid metabolic process. The coding region runs from base 82 to 1293 and encodes 403 amino acids. Gene Ontology annotation, molecular function: glycerophospholipid phospholipase A1 activity.